Molecule: messenger RNA, 711 nt
Organism: Manduca sexta (tobacco hornworm)
Lineage: Eukaryota; Metazoa; Arthropoda; Insecta; Lepidoptera; Sphingidae
Gene: RpL17
Product: 60S ribosomal protein L17
Exons: 4
Coding region: 116-679 (187 amino acids)
Biological process (GO): cytoplasmic translation
Cellular component (GO): ribosome; cytosolic large ribosomal subunit
Molecular function (GO): structural constituent of ribosome
Source: RefSeq, a predicted model, not a curated record
AUUUGUUAACUGGUAACCCUACUACGCGACAUCAUUCGUAAAUGUCAAAUUUGUUAAUGUCAAAAAGUUUUGUCUAUUCCUUUUCCUGUCAAAUUUUCUCCUGAGAGAAACAAAAAUGGGUCGUUACUCUCGGGAACCAGAUAAUCCAGCCAAGUCAUGCAAGGCGCGUGGCUCAAACCUCCGUGUUCACUUCAAGAACACAUACGAAACAGCGAUGGCCAUCAGGAAACUGCCUCUACGUCGCGCUGUACGUUACUUAAAAAAUGUCACUGAGAAGAAAGAGUGCAUCCCAUUCCGCCGUUUCAACGGAGGUGUCGGCCGAUGCGCGCAGGCCAAGCAGUUUGGCACCACACAGGGUCGCUGGCCCAAGAAGUCUGCAGAAUUCCUGCUGCAACUGCUCAGAAACGCUGAAUCUAACGCUGACUACAAAGGUCUUGAUGUAGACAGGCUCGUCAUUGAUCACAUUCAGGUGAACCGCGCGCCAUGCUUGCGCAGACGCACAUACCGCGCGCACGGUCGUAUCAACCCGUACAUGUCGUCGCCGUGCCACAUCGAGGUGUGCCUGUCGGAGCGCGAGGACGCGGUGGCCCGCGCCGCUCCCGCUGACGACGCGCCCGCCAAGAAGAAACUCUCCAAAAAGAAGCUCGCGCGCCAGAAGGAGAAGAUGAUGAGAGAAUAGGCAUAUAAGGGUUAAUAAAGGACUUCUAUCAA